AUGUCGACCCUCACCAGCGCCGACAUGGGCGAACUCAAGCGCCCGACCACGCGCGUCCACGCGCCUCCUGGCGGUGGGUCCACGUGGAGCUUCGGCGGCGACGCACCCGCUGCACCGCUUGACCAUCGACGCGUCAAGCCGUCCUCUGCACAGCAGCAGGUCCAGCCCGAUGUCCAGAUGCACUCUCCCCGUGCAGCUGCUACUGUUCCUGCUGCAGCAACUCCACCGCCAGUUGAUCCAGCGAAGGCGUCUAUGCGUGUGGCUUUGGUCAAGACGAGCAGCGACACCGAGAUCGUGGACCGUGUGGUGCAGAACUGCUUUGAGAAGCUCGAGGGCUCUUUUGUCCGCUCCGAGACGUUUACAGUGGCGUCGCUCGAGCAGCUGCCGUACGCCGCCAACAAGUUGACUGCGUUCGGAGGCUUUGACGCCGUCGUUUGCUUUGGCUUUCUCAACCCACAGGACGUGCAGUUCCACGCCGUGAGUGCGGCCUUGACGCAGAGCUUCAUGGACAUCAGUGUCAAGAACGCGCGGCCUGUCGUGCGUGCAGUGUUUGUUGGCGAGCCUCGUGUGGCAUCGGUCAAGGCGAAAGGAGGAUGGGGCGCUGAGUUCGCCGACGCUGUCGUGUCACUAGCUGAGCUCGUUGAGCUCAAGUAA
Molecule: messenger RNA, 654 nt
Organism: Hyaloperonospora brassicae
Lineage: Eukaryota; Oomycota; Peronosporomycetes; Peronosporales; Peronosporaceae
Source: the annotation of a GenBank genome assembly